Arachis ipaensis is the source of this 1239-nucleotide messenger RNA. RefSeq names its product protein-L-isoaspartate O-methyltransferase 1. Gene Ontology annotation, cellular component: cytoplasm. The record is from RefSeq and is a predicted model, not a curated record. Lineage: Eukaryota; Viridiplantae; Streptophyta; Magnoliopsida; Fabales; Fabaceae. Gene Ontology annotation, biological process: protein modification process. Gene Ontology annotation, molecular function: protein-L-isoaspartate (D-aspartate) O-methyltransferase activity.
UGUAAAGGAAGAGAGAUUGGAGAAGUGUGGAAACAACCAGAAAUAACAGAAUCAGGAUCAGAAUCACAAUGAAUACUACUCCUUCUCCUUCUGCUUCUGUCUCUGCCUCUGCGCCCUAUAAUUUCCUCUUCUCUUCUUGCCCUGCUUCACGCGCUCUCUCUCUAACCGCAACAGCGACACUCUUCCCUUCUCAUUCUUCGCCUCCCUCCUCUGUUUCCCUCACCACCUCCUUCUCCUUCCUCCAAAACCCUAAUUUCAUUACGGGAAACUCUCUCUUCCAUUCCAUGCAGAGAUUCUGCUCUGGCAGCAGCAUGAGUAGGAACAAAGCAAUGGUGGAAAGUUUGCAGCGUUAUGGAGUGAUAAGAUCAAAUAAGGUAGCUGAAGUAAUGGAGAGCAUUGAUAGAGCAUUGUUUGUUCCCAACGGGGCUGGAGCUUAUAUCGACAGCCCCAUGUCGAUAGGGUACAACGCAACUAUAUCUGCGCCGCAUAUGCAUGCGAUGUGCCUUCAGUUACUGGAGAAGAAUUUGCAGCCUGGAAUGCAUGCUCUCGACAUUGGCUCCGGAACAGGGUAUUUGACAGCGUGCUUCGGCAUGAUGGUUAGACCGGAAGGUCGUGCUGUUGGUGUGGAGCAUAUUCCUGAAUUGGUUUCUUCUUCAAUAGAGAAUAUUCAGAAAAGUGCUGCCGCCCAAUUAUUGAAAGAUGGCUCCCUUUCAGUUCAUGCUGCUGAUGGAAGAAAAGGUUGGCCGGAGUUUGCCCCUUAUGAUGCCAUUCAUGUUGGGGCAGCAGCACCUGAAAUUCCGCAAGCACUUAUUGAUCAGUUAAAGCCUGGAGGAAGAAUGGUGAUCCCAGUUGGAAACAUGUUUCAAGAUUUGAAGGUGGUGGACAAGAAAUCUGAUGGCUCUAUUAGUGUCCACACCGAGACCUCCGUUCGUUAUGUCCCCCUCACCAGUCGAGAAGCUCAACUUCGCGGUUACUGAAAUGGAGGAGGGAUCUUGAAUUUUGGUUCACAUGUCUCUCUGGUUUCGGAAUAUGGGGGAUACACAAAUGUUAGAGUCUGUAUAGUUAAGUUUCUUGGAAUUUUGAAAGGCUAAUGCUACAGAUAUCCGUGGUUGUUAGAACUUGGAUUUCCCUCACAUGGUGUUAGAAUUUGUAUAGUUAGUGUUGAUGCUACUCAACUCCUUGUACCAUAUAAAUAAAGUUCAUCUGCAUAUGCAGUGAUAGUAAUUUUGGAAUUAAAAA